Messenger RNA from Haplochromis burtoni (Burton's mouthbrooder), 10729 nucleotides. RefSeq names its product inactive ubiquitin carboxyl-terminal hydrolase 53. The transcript has 17 exons. The coding region runs from base 6232 to 9330 and encodes 1032 amino acids. Gene Ontology annotation, cellular component: cell-cell junction. Lineage: Eukaryota; Metazoa; Chordata; Actinopteri; Cichliformes; Cichlidae. Gene Ontology annotation, molecular function: cysteine-type deubiquitinase activity. The record is from RefSeq and is a predicted model, not a curated record. Gene Ontology annotation, biological process: sensory perception of sound; response to auditory stimulus; protein deubiquitination.
UGUAGAAUAAACACACAGGGUCAAAUUUAUUGCUUGUUCUUGUACAUGCAUUGGCUGCUUGUUUAUGAAUCUGUUUCCUAGUUCUAACGCCUAAUUAAUUAAACCGACCGAGGGAAGAAAUGUUGAAUGCGUUCAGUUCAGGGAAAUUUUAAAUGUUGCUUUUAAGAGUAGUUUAUAAGGAAGAAUUGUGAUUCAUCCUUACUCUAUCAAUAUGAGUCAGACUUGGAACUUUGUAUGACUUUACCAAAAGUGGAGAAGUUCAUUUUCAAGUCUAAAAACAGACCCAGAAAAUGGGAGUAAUUGUCCACUUGUCAAAAGUCAAUCUGUUCCAAGGAACGGCUCUAAAUUCAGAUAUGGUUAACUUAACGCUAAAAUAGAUUUUACACCUGGCAGCCUUUAUGAACCGCACUUUAUAACAACAAACCCACUGCACUCUUUUACCUCGCUCAGCUAUUUUUAUUCACUUUAUUUGGAUCCACCCCUUUUCUUUCUAACAUUAGUGUUUCUAUGUUAAUCUAGCUCCACUAUUCUUUAAUUUAAAAAACGAUCUCAUUUUGCUGUCAGCCGGAAAUGAUUUUCACGUGUGGUUAAAGCACAUUUAGAAAAGUGUCUGUGAAGGUGGGAAAGAGAUGACGCAUGUUACGGCUGUCAUAGGAUGCAGAGUAGGAGCCGGUGUGCGUGGCCCUGAAGUUAUUUUUCUGAAGGGAAAGUUGAAUAUUUACGAGUUUCCUCUUUAACAUAUGCCAUUAAAAUGCAUGACACGCAGCGAGAACACGUGUGCAGCAAUUGCUUUUUCUACGUGAUCUCCAGUAAGGAAAAAGCCAUUCAUCAACAGUGAGUCACAGCUGAGGAGUAACAGGAGGGAACACGCUCGGCUGUCAUCUAGGUGUAUAAUGCACCAGCUUGACAGGGAGAUGUAUUGAUCUGCAUUUGAGAGGAAGGAGUUUCAGAGACGUUAAGCUGUAUCGUACUCUGUGGCAGUUCAUAUUGUAAAUUGUGAACGUGAAUUAAGAAUUAAUCCUUAGAGCCUUAUUAAUUAAUAACGCUGUAAUUUGGGCUUUUGAAAAAGCCGAUGUGGAGAGAAUUACAGGCUUUCGCUGCUGGGAACCCGAAAGUCGACCGUUCCAACAAUAUAUACAUCAGAAAUCUUCUCUCUUUGUGUUGCUGCAAUGAUGCAUUUCUAUUUUUGUUUCUUGAAAAAAGUGACAUAGUGUGAGUCAAUUUACCACAGAUUGAUUCAUCAGCAGCUGCUGGCGUUGCCAUAUUAAGGAGAUCAGUUGAAUCAUUGUUAAUGGGGCUAUCCAUCAACUGAUCACUAACUCAUAAAUUAUACCAUCUGACUCCCCACUCCGUCACCCCAAAUUUGGACACAUUUUACAGAUCCUCCAGGCUCGUCAAAGCUGCCACUGCACAACAUGCUCUUUGGCUGACUGCUUGAAGGUGCUAGCCUUAGCAUUUUCCAUAUGACAAGGGGAGAAGGGAGUCAUUCCUGGUCCUUGUUUGACAAGUCUGAGCCAGUCUUUGUUUACAAAGGAAGACUGGACUUCCUGCAGUUGUGCCCCUUGGUGAAAAAAAGAAAUGACUGCUUUUGUUUGGCUCUUGUUUUUGGCUCAAUGCUGCAUCUCUGACAACUUUUCCAUAGUACAUUGAAAAUCAUUGCUGCUGUUGUUUUUUAUGGAUAACUAUUUUAUCUAGUAACAAUGUUUUCCAAUGCAAUAUUUUUCCCUUUAAAUGGCUGUAAGUCAAGGAUGUUGCAUAACCACAUGGAUAACUAAACUCGAGAUUAGAAAGCAGUUUUUAAAAACAAUUAUUUAUAUAAUCUGUUCCUAAGUGUUUAUUACUUCGAUGUUGUUUAAACAGGAGCUUUACUGACCUCACCAAAUUCUUUGUAAAGACUGUAGUGUCAGCAGAUGAGAUGUUUUAAGAUACUACUGUUCAUGUGUUCAGCUGCUAGUGAGGGGAGGGGCUGUGUGUCAGCUGGAGGAGGCAAAGUACUGCUGGUAUGAAUACUGUUUCAAAUGAGUAUGCAAUCCAUUUUUAUUGACAACCCUAUUCAGUUAUCAUGCUUUAGGUAACUACAAUAUUGUAAAAAGCAAGUACCUUUUGAGUUUUAAAAAUGUUGGUAUAAUAGGUAUUGUAAAUAUCAGUUCUGGUGAUAUCCCUAAAUAUAAGAUGUAAACAUAUACUUAAGGAUAUUUCAUGUGUAAAGUAGGAUCUGAUUGAUUAUUUAUUUUCUGCAGUUUUAAGCGCUGCUGUGUAAACUAAUGUUUCCCUUUUAUGUACUUUACCUCAGUGGAACUUUGGCACUACGUUUGGCCACAGGUGUGACCUAAUUUCCACUUAUCAAAGAUACUUUGCUGCAUGUGAUUGAACUCUGCUUCACCUGUGUGUAUGUGUGUGAGAGCGCAAUUGCUGGUUAAUUUUUAAACAUAGCCUUUUGUUAUCUUUAAUCACCAAUGUUUUGUUUUAAUUACGAGAGGUAAUUCAAAGAGAACUCGAGGGAGCUACUUGCUCACAAGGCAGAAACUGGAGGUCAACACGACUGUGUUUUAAAGUGAAGUCAGGCGGUUUUGUGGACUAUGUUGUUGGGAUCGAAGCAGAAAAGGGAAAAUAAGAGAAAUAUGGUGUCAUUCUCCACUUAGAGUUGAAAGCAAAGGGUGUCAACAGCCGUCUUGGCUUACUACUCAGUGAUGUAAACUUGGCUUAUGGACAAUUUUGCCGCUGGCCAGAUUCGUUUCCUCCACCUAGGUCUGUAAACAAGAAAGCACAUAUUUCAUAUGGCUGCUGUUAGUUGAAAUUGAUUGUGGGGGAUCUGUUUUCAAUUUUAAAAUAGGUAUUUUAUCAUUAAUAUCACAUAACAGAAGAAGAUGAAAUACAGCAAGAAUGUCAGCAGAGUCAUCUGUGCAGGCAGUGUGCUUCUCUCUUUGCUUUCUCGUCACUCUUCUUGGUCCGUGUUUACACAUUAGGCACAGUAUGUGCUACUUUAACCUUUCAGGAUCGUAGCAUAGCCAACCCUUGUCUAAAAAUGUGCACGUAUCCUGUAGUGCCGACACUAUGCGGUCUCUGUCACCUGAUGUUUUCUGAUUUCCUGCUUUUAUUUUAUUUUAUAUCCAUUAAUCCCCUCAUAACAAACAAAAGAAAAAGAAUAACAGUAAUGUUAAUUAAUUAUUGUUAAAUAAAGGCGGUGGUUAUAAAUUCUGCCCGCUUAACUUAAGCCAGACAGCAAAAUGUUGAUCUUACAAUCGUCACAACAUUACUGAAGUGUACUUGCUGUCAGUUUUGCUCCUAGAAAUGAUGGUUUAACAUAACUGAGCUUGACAGUUUUUUCCAAAUGGACCAAUAUAAUGCAAUAACAUUCAUAGGACCAGAAAGACAGAGCCAUAUUUACUCAUGCUGUUGUCAGCAGUGUCUCAAUACAGCACAUGCUUCAGCUUCUUUCUCUGUUACAUCAGUUUGACAUUGAAUAAUGUAGACAAGGGUUGGGAUUGUUUUUGCAUUCUGCUAAAUGGGUAUGGGUGAGACGAUAGCCGGAUAUGUUUGAUGCUUGCGUAUUAUUCCCUGAAAACAGGAAUAAAUGUACCAGUUCCUAAUUAACAGAAUCAAUAAAUGUAUAAUGGAUUAGUAGAGUGCUCGGCCUCUGUCGUCUAAGGUGUAGGUGAUUAAUUUAAUUGUUUUUCCAUUUCAUCACAUGAUCACAAACUUGAUGUCCUUGUACAGACUUGUCCCGACUUGUGAUGUCAUCGGCAAAGGUGGGUUUUCCAUUUGCCAGUCCAGCCCUGAAGCAAAUCCGAAAACAGCAGCUCUUAAGAAACUCUGAGCUUAAGUGAUUGCUUUGGAAUGCUGUUGCCAAGGAGCCCAGUUGCAAAGUACAACGGCAGAGACAUUUGUGCAUUUAGUCAGGGCAUGUGAAGAUGACUGUAAAAUACAAAACUGCAGCUUACAACCUUAGAUUCUGCAUCGAACUGCGUUGUUGCAAUGUCAUCAUACAUCGAGGAUUCCUAAAAUACCACGAUGGCAAUGUUGUCCUGCAAGUUUCAGCCGAAACUUUUCAGUGGUUCUGGCGACUGUCACAAGAGGGAAGUUUCAUUGUUUGUUCUAAGUAGGGCAGUUUUUUCUUCUUCUUCUUACUCUGAAUAACAAAAUGUUUGAGGUUUAUUCUUUGCGACUAUUUUUUGGGUCUUGGGGACUAAAAUUGGAUGAGUCACUGUUGCACAUUGUUGCUUCUUUGUACUUUUUGGUACUGGAACAAUGAGAACAAUGUGAGAUAUGUAAAGUUACAAGGACAUGUCCUGUUACCAUUUAAAAUGCUACCUUGUGAAAAUCCCAAUAAAGACAUCACAACUGAAAGGUUUUGACUGUAUGCUGACCUCUUUGGCCAUUCACUGAUAUUAACACCCCCCACUGACUUGUUCAGCAUAAACACAGACACUUUUAAGAGGUUUGCUGGAUGAAUGUGUUCCGGCCAAGAUGCACUUUCCCUCCAGAUUUUGUUGGUGUAGCUCAGUUUAUUGCAUCUUCAAUUGUUUGUUAAAAUGCUCACUACAGCUCAACUCAUGGUGGAAAAAAAAAAUAGGUCAGGGCAGUCUUUCUUUGUAGCUGAUUUUAUAAAAAGCGUGACGGGGCCAGACAAAGUAAGAAAAAAAUGGGAUGGAAUAGAAACUUGGAGCAGCAUUAUAUGGGUUUUUAGAAAUGUCAGGCCACAAAUAGCUGACUAGCAGUUUCAGACUGAGCUCUCCUCUGGAGUUACAGCCGCCCACGUUGUUUAAAAUUCAUUUCAAACUAUUUAUUUCACUUCAGGUUCACACAGUUGCAAUAAAGAGAUUAUGAAAAUUUAUCAGGAUAACUGAGUUGCUAAUUAAAGUUGGUCUGGUUUAAAGUCAUAAUUCUAGACAAGCACGGUAUGACUGAACUAAUUACCACGCAAAUAGUUGAAUUUUUGUGUGUGUCUUUAUUGGACACACCAGACUCGGAUUAUUAAUAUUGCUGCUGCUAAACUUACACAACCAUGUGAAGGAAUUUUAGACCAUUUGUCCUCCUGAUCAAGGCCUUUCACAUGGUUAUUCCAAAACAUGUUUUCUUUCUUUUUCCACCAUUUAAUUAUAAAUUUACUUGUUUGUGUUUCCAGUACACUAUAUAUUCUUAUAUUUCUCCAGCUUCUUACAUGCAUAAGCGUCAGGUUAUCGACAUUAUCUCUCUCUUUAAAAAUACAAAAUCAAAUAAAUAAAAUCUUUAUAUCCUUCCUAAGAUAGAAACGUAAGUCCACCGUGCCUCCACUAUGCUUCAGACUGAAAAAGAGUUUUUUUGGUCCUCCAAUCAUGAUGCUAUUUAUCCCAGACAUGUGGAAAAGCCCAUAAACCCAUUCACUGGUUUUCUUUUUGUUGACACAUGAGCAAAAAUGUAAGCUUUGUAGAAAUUUCUGCUGUUUUGCCAAAAUAACAGGAUUGCAAGUUGAGCUGAGUUUGAGCUUUGCUGGCUGGCUGCUCUACGGGAGAGUCCUCCAGUUUUAGACCGUGUGUCUCGGUGCUGAUUGAUGUACAGCCACGUCUUUAGAACUGCUUUUUCAGGCCUCUCUCCCCAUAUGUAUUUUUAGCAUUUAUAAAGUGAAAGUUGUGAUUGUGGCAUUGUUUGCAAACACCAAUCUUUGUAUGCUUCUAUUUCAACAGAGGUACCACUGCAUCCCAUAGUGAGAAGUCAGAAGUAGAGAACCCGGUCGUGUUUGCUGUCUAACCUUUCGACGUGUGAACUUCUGAGCGGGAACAAGGGAAGAGUCGCCAGGACCAUGUGGCAGGAUUUUCUUAUAGGUGUCAACAAUUUGUUCUGAAGCUGUUAUGAAGUUUUGACCACAAACAGCACAAGAUGUUUGAAAUGCGUCCCUUCGUGUUGAGAAUGCAUCAUAUUAGAUCACUGGUUAACAAAGGCCGGCCAAAAAGAAGAGUUGGAUUGUAAUUUUUUUUUUGUGUGUAUGUGUGCGUUUGUGCGCACGUGUGUUUAUUUUUCAAUUUUUAAUACAGAAGAUUUUUAAGUAAUUGGCACGAUAUAAGGACCUUCUCCUUGAGCUGCAGACAUAGACUGGACUCCCAUGUAUAGCAGAGCAGCCGCUGCAGCUUGUGGAAUAACUUAGCUUCAGACUGUUGGACAGCUGCUUCUUCAGGGCUCCGGGGAUCUGAUCUAAGCAUCCACCCACCGUGUCAUCUGACUAUUUCACCUGUACUAAGGCAACCCUACUAACCAAUGGCAUGGGUCAAGUUCUUCAGGAAGCCAGGGGGCAAUCUGGGGAAAUCCUACCAGCCGGGGAGCAUGCUGUCUCUGGCCCCCACCAAAGGACUGCUCAACGAGCCUGGCCAGAACAGCUGUUUCCUCAACAGUGCUGUGCAGGUACUAUGGCAUCUGGACAUCUUCAGACGCAGCUUGAGGCAGCUGCCUGGACACUUCUGUCUGGGAGAGUCGUGCAUUUUUUGUGCAUUAAAGGGUAUUUUCACCCAGUUCCAGCACAGUCGGGAGCGAGCCCUGCCCUCUGACAACCUGCGUCACGCCUUGGCGGAGACCUUUAAGGACGAGCAGCGCUUCCAGCUGGGCUUCAUGGAUGAUGCCGCAGAGUGCUUUGAAAACAUACUGGAGAGGAUCCACCUGCACAUUGUGCCUGAGGAGACAGAUGCCUGCACUUCAAACUCUUGCAUCACACAUCAGAAGUUCGCCAUGUCACUUUAUGAACAGUGUGUGUGCCGUAGCUGUGGGGCAUCUUCUGACCCACUGCCGUUUACAGAGCUGGUGCAUUAUGUCUCCACCACCGCACUCUGUCAACAGACGCCUCAGCGGAGAGAUGAGUCUUUUGGGGACGUGUUAAAAGCAGCGAGUACGAUCGGGGACCUUCGUAACUGUCCAAGCAACUGUGGCCAGAAGAUCAGGAUCAGACGAGUCCUCAUGAACUCCCCAGAAAUUGUCACGAUAGGCUUUGUGUGGGACUCCGACCAGUCGGACCUCACUGAGGAUGUUAUCCGCUCACUAGGGCCUGUUCUCAAUCUUUCCUCGCUCUUCUACAGGGUGACAGAUGAGCAUGCCAAAAAGGGAGAGCUGAUGCUCGUGGGAAUGAUCUGCUACUCCAGCCGUCACUACUGUGCCUUCACCUUCCACACCAAAUCUGCCAAAUGGGUCUUCUUUGAUGACGCAACAGUCAAAGAGAUCGGCUCCCGGUGGAAAGAUGUCGUCAGUAAAUGUAUCAAAGGUCACUUCCAGCCUCUUCUUCUUUUUUAUGCCAAUCAAAAUGGGAGCGCUAUCGCCACAGAAGAUGCCUCAAAACAAAACAGCAGCCAGUCCCACAGCAAGAACCCCGUUAAUGGAGAAGCGCAAGGCACUGAGUCCCAAGUUUCAGUCUCCCCCAGAAAACUGGACCUCACCAGAGAGAACCUGAAUGCUCUGCUGGGCCAGGAUCUUUUCAAGAAGACCCCUUCAAUCCUCAGCAGGGGCAGCACUCAGACCAGUGGAGGACGGGGAACAGUGAAAAGCAAUCACAAGAGCCGCCUUAGGGAGAUUUCUCGAGAAGUUGCCCAGAAAGCAGGAGAGAUGCGUAGGGCGCAUUCACCCCGAAGAGAGCCUGAUAGGACUGGUCAACACAGGGUGGAGUCACGCUACAGAGACCCAGCUCACGACAGGACCUACUCCCGCUCAGCUUCACCUCCAGAGAAUGGCUUCAAGCAGUACCUGGAGACUCGACUGUACAGCAGCCAAGGAAAAGGUCCCACUCGGACUGAGCGAACACCGCAGCUUGGGGGCCGGUCUUCCAAUGAAAAUUCUCGUUUAAGGCACCAAGUGCUACCUGAUGUGCCCAUUGUAACUAGUCGUCAUAACAGGCGGAGACUAGAUCAGACCUCAAAUGGAUACGAUACAGACAGCAGCCAAGACUCCAGAGGGCUUUCUGGAAAUAUAGAGAACGGCCGCAGCAGGCCUGGUCGAGCUUGGAAGCCAAUGCGGGAAGCGCUAAAUGUAGACAGCGUAUUAAGUAGCGGGAAUGUAAGUCACGAACGAAGGCAGCACAGCCCCCAGACGAGACCCAAUAGUCAGUCGCCCUCACGUGAUCGAGAUUAUCUGUGGGGAGGCCGGGAAGAACGUAAGCCAAAGAGCCUGAUGACCAUCUACGAGGACGAGCAGAAGCACGAAAUAGGUGGCAGCCGAAGCUCUCUGGACUCGGACAGCCGCGGGGGCCACACUGACAAGGACAGAGCAAAGGGCUCAGCAACUCUUAAAGUGCGCAGUGACAACUGGAAGAUUCAGAGAACUGAAUCUGGAUAUGAGAGCAGUGACAGACUGAGCAAUGGCUCAGCUAAUCUCGACUCGCCCGUUGUAGAGAACAUUUCUUCCAAGGACCUCCGGCCCAUACCUGAGCUGCAUCCAAUGAGGGAUAACUUUCCUCGGAGAAGAAGUGAUGAAUUGAAGAGUGACGUGCUGUACUCAACAAUUUCCAUUAAUGAACCAGGGAGAAAAUCUCCUGAACUCCAAGAGUCCAACAUGUUGUCUGAUCAGCUGUUACAAAGCAGAAGAAGAGCCUUCCGGUACACACCCGGGAUCUUGGAAAAGAACAAUGGCCUGGACGACGAGCGAGAGAAGAAUGUGGACAGCAGCCCUGUGCCUCCCUACUUAGCAAAGACCAGCAGCUCUGAGUGGAACAGCUCAGAUGACCUUGUUGGACAGUUUUCGGAGCAAGAAGAGAAUGGCUCUGGCCCUGCAGACUCUCUGUCUCACAGCUUUCCUCUACCUUUACCUCUCAAGACUUUUGGCAACAGUCGCACAGACCCAUCUGGCAUCCACUCCUUACCACCAGAGGUGCCAGAGCGGUUUAGCUCCCGAAGCGAACCUAAAAAUGGCUCGUCUCCCCACUCGCACACAAGCCUCCGGCGGUGGAUCGAGACGCCUGCCGAGCACAGGCUUUCAUCAGAUGCCAGCUCCAAGUCGGGGUCGUCAGACCAGGAGAGGAACGAUCUGUCGGCCAGCGAGAGCGACGAGAGGUUACCCAGUCCAAAGUCCAGACACGAUGAUGGUACAGACUCUCAAACUCUGACAGAUCGAGUUCUUCCCACCACUUACUUUUCAGUGGAUAACUGUAUGACAGAUACUUACCGGGCCAAAUACCACAAGAGGCCUGCCGUGUACGUGAGAGCACAGGACCAUACGUCAUCAGGGGAGAGCGAUGUCGAAGGGAGGGGGCACCCUUUGACAGAUGUUCAAACACUAGAACCUUCCAAAAGCAGAACAGAAUCAGGCAUUUCCACUCCUAAGACUUUUGCGAAGUGGAAUCCAGUUACUCCGAAGGGUCUUGAUGAGCAUGGUUUCCUAUGAUUUUUAUGGACUGAAUGAUUCUGAUGGCUGGAUGCCAACAGGAAUUGUUAAGCACUGCUACAGAUUGACUCGUAUGUGGAGAGGUAUUUUCUCUUGUACUUGUCAUAACAGCUAGUUGGACAUGAAACUGGAUGCCAAAAAGAUUGUACUAAAAAAAAAAAAAAAGUCAGGUGUCUUUAAUUAGCUUUCUAGCUACUAAAAAGCUUUGAACAGUGAAUUUGCACAGCAGAAAGGUACAAACAGAAUUAUGCCUAAAAAUAUUUUGCUGGAUUUGUGGACGCAGAGGGGUUGGGAAGGUAAAGAAUGUGUCAUGUAAAACCAACUUACUAAACAGCAGAUGAAGUGAUUUCUUUCUUUGUUUAUGCCUCCUAGUCGCACUCUUCCUGCACAUCCUGUGGAAUGCCCUUAUUUGUUUAACUAUUCUCUUUUCAGUGUUAUGACUGAGGUGUCUGCCCCAAUUCUGUCAGUUAUACCUGCCUGUCAGGGGGUUUUAGAAGGAAAGGUUCCAGUUGUGGUCAGAAAUCUCUAGAUAUGCUUUUGGCACGACUUAAAAAAUGGAUCCCAAGGAUCCGUAUGAAUGUGAAUCUCCACGACAUCCACAUUAGGUUUUGGCUGAUGAGACAUCUUUGCACAAUCCGUAAAGCCAACAGACUCGGGUCCUUGUUUGCGCGUGAACUUAUGCAAAUAACCAGCGUUGGACUUUCUUCCUUCUCUGCCUCUGUCAGACACUCGUGAGAGGUUUGGUAUACCAAAAUAACUGUUCAAGAGUGAGGGAGGGGUGUUGGAGUGGGUUUAAAAGGUGAUGGGUCAAUGUGUUAAAUUGAUUGCCUGUUGGUAGAAGCCUGCGUCAGAUCCUCAUUGACACCUGCACAUAUCCCAUCAUCUUUACGGAAUUUUCUUUUCCUUAAAAAAAAAAAAAUAUAUAUAUGUAUGUCUUUGCACUGUUUUCCUUGUUUAUUUUUUUCUUUUCACACUCCUUGGUUCUGUUAUUUUUCUCUUUAGAAGAAUAAUUUCUUUGGAUUUUGGUCACUUGAUUCUUCGAUAGCUUCUGUGAGCAGCACGUCUGCACUUGGAGGACACGAGAUGAUUUAAUUGUGUCAUCUGGUGAUCAGAUAUGGCUUUUGCUUUUUUUUUUUUUUUUAUAUGAAGGGAGUUACUAAUAAUGUGUUGUGACUUUCACUGGUUUACUUUUUUUGGUUCAGAUGUUUUAUAUAUAUGUGUGUAUAUAUAUAUAUAUAUAUUCAGCAGACUAAUACACAGUGCCUUUUGUAUUUUUCUGUGUUGAGGCGAGAUUAAAUCGAAGCCAUGGUUUGUACAAUUUGAUUUUAAAGAAUUUUUGUAGCGUUUUAAUUUUAUUUUUAUUGAACAGUUGUCAAAUAAACGGCUCUAUUUAACCAUA